AUGGCGGUCGACGCGAUCCGCAGAUUCCACCCCGACCAGCUCUCAGAUAUUCCUGAUCUGCCGAUUGAAGACCAGUAUCAGCAGGAGUUCUACCGCUGCCUCUUCCCACUGCUCAUCGAACGCCACAUCACCGUCGCCCCGGAGUAUCUGAUCAAGACGGGGAUCCGGAGCGGGCGGAUCGAUUUCCUGGUGCCUCAGAAGCAGUGGGGGGUGGAACUGCUUCGCAGCGGCGACCGGAUCCAGCAGCAUAUGCAACGCUUCAAAACCAAGGGGCCGUACUUCCCCCUGCUGAGGGAGAAGCUGAUCCAGGAAUAUAUUGUUCUGAAUUUCACCCGAACACCACCGCGGAAAAGCUAUCCAGCAUAUCGCGGUCAUCUGUAUCACAUUGUCUUCUCGGAAGAUUUUCGAAGUGUCCGCGUCGUCGACGCCUCCGAUCUGAGCGAAGUGAUCGCCUUCGUUCUGGGCUAA
Messenger RNA from Aspergillus aculeatus ATCC 16872, 468 nucleotides. RefSeq lists its product as uncharacterized. The coding region runs from base 1 to 468 and encodes 155 amino acids. The transcript has 2 exons. NCBI's taxonomy places the organism in Eukaryota, Fungi, Ascomycota, Eurotiomycetes, Eurotiales, Aspergillaceae. The record is from RefSeq and is a predicted model, not a curated record.